AGGGUUGGUGAAAAAUUCAUUCAUUGGGCCGACGAUCGAGAACCGAUAGACUUGGACGAGAUUCUGGCUUCGAUAAGCCUAUACUGGUUCACGAACACGAUUUCCCGAAACAUGUGGCCCUAUCGAUCGUUGUCGAAACUUCCAUUAAACCUGGAAAAACCGCUUGGUUACUCGUACUUCCCGAGAGAGACUUUCUUUGUGCCUCAGGCUUGGGGAAGCAACUUGAAAAGCUUUGUCCGAUAUGAGAACGAAAGGGCAAGUUGGGGCAUAUAA
Fusarium vanettenii 77-13-4 is the source of this 273-nucleotide messenger RNA. RefSeq lists its product as uncharacterized. Gene Ontology annotation, biological process: epoxide metabolic process. The record is from RefSeq and is a predicted model, not a curated record. NCBI's taxonomy places the organism in Eukaryota, Fungi, Ascomycota, Sordariomycetes, Hypocreales, Nectriaceae. The annotation marks the transcript as partial. Gene Ontology annotation, molecular function: epoxide hydrolase activity. The transcript has a single exon.